UUUUACCUCCAAGAAGGAAAUUUCCCUCGCCGGCCGCUGCCGCUGAAAUCAUUUGAGGCCACCGUAUCGGUUUCAUCUUAGAAAAUUAGGUCCAUUGAAGUCUUUUGGUAGCUUUAAUACUCUGGUUAGAUCAUGGAAGACGACGACGAUGCUGCACCACUUGCAGUUCAGAUUGACGGAAUCAACGAAGCGAAUUCAUUGGAAUCAUCUGAAACCUCCGAGAAUCGAAGAAUAAACACUGAAGGUUCGGUCGGUGUCACCAUUAUUACCGGUUAUCUUGGAUCUGGAAAAUCAACUCUUGUUAAUUUCAUAUUGAAUGCUCAACAUGGUAAGAAGAUUGCUGUAAUCUUGAAUGAGUUUGGUGAGGAGAUUGGAGUCGAGCGGGCAAUGAUAAAUGACGGUGAAGGUGGUGCCCUCGUCGAGGAAUGGGUGGAGCUAGCAAAUGGUUGCAUUUGUUGUACCGUUAAGCAUAGUUUGGUUCAAGCGUUAGAACAACUCGUGCAAAGGAAGGAUAGACUUGAUCACAUCUUACUAGAGACCACAGGAUUGGCAAACCCUGCCCCUCUUGCAUCCAUUCUUUGGUUGGAUGAUCAACUAGAAUCAGCUGUCAAACUGGACUCUAUUAUUACUGUUGUGGAUGCAAAAAACCUUCGACUGCAGCUCAGUAAGCAUAGUGGUUCAUCUUCAUUUCCUGAAGCAUUUCUUCAAAUAGCAUUUGCGGAUGUGGUAAUUCUUAAUAAGGUUGAUUUGGUCUCUCCUGAGGAUUCCAAAUUGACAAGUGCAGAUGUUCUAGAAGAACUCGAAAAGGAGAUCCAUGAAAUUAAUUCUCUUGCAAAUAUCAUCCGUUCUGUCCGGUGCCAGGUUGACUUGUCCAAGAUAUUGGACUGCGGGGCCUAUGAUGCCAUGCAUGUUACUCACUUGGAAGCUCUGUUGAAAGAGAGCCAGUCUAUGUCUACCGUGAAUGUUCAUAACAGUGGGGUGCGAACCUUGUGCAUUUCUGAUCAGCAUAAGGUUAAUCUUGAUAAGUUCCGUGUAUGGCUUGAGGAGAUUCUCUGGGAGAAGAGUUAUAACAUGGAUGUCUAUCGCUGUAAAGGGGUUUUAAGUGUCCAAAAUUCAGAUCAACUGCAUAUUUUACAGGCUGUAAGGGAGAUAUAUGAGAUUGUUCCAGCUCGCAGAUGGCAGGAGGGAGAGAGUCAGAUGACCAAGAUUGUGUUUAUAGGUCAAAAUCUAGAUGAAGGUAUUCUCAGGGACACCUUCAGAGCUAGCACUUGAUCAACAUGAUAGUUUAUUUCAACAACAACCAAAUGUCUUCUGUAGCUCUUCAAUUUCCUCUCGGGUGCUAUGUUUCCUUAAAAUUAGGGGUUCUUAUUGGGUCAGGCUGUGCAGAACCAGAUUCAAUCCAACUGGAGCUUUAAAUUGGAGCCAACAAAUGUGUUCAAGUGGUUGCUAAAGUGAACAGGAGAAGAUCCUUAGCCAUAUGAGCCCCCACACCAUGCUCAUCGUGUCAUAAGAAUAGUAGUUAUCCAUUGGUUUCAAUAUUAGUUAUCUUUAUUUCUACCAAAAAAAAAAAAAAAUAUUAGUUAUCUUUCCAUUAUAAUAAUAAAUAAUGUAUUCCUUACAAACUCAAUUUAUCUAAUGAUUUGAAUAUUAGUUAUCUUUCCCUUACAAUUUAUAACAUGAACACAUCAAAUCAAUUUCUUA
Macadamia integrifolia is the source of this 1701-nucleotide messenger RNA. RefSeq names its product COBW domain-containing protein 1. Gene Ontology annotation, cellular component: cytoplasm. The transcript has 10 exons. NCBI's taxonomy places the organism in Eukaryota, Viridiplantae, Streptophyta, Magnoliopsida, Proteales, Proteaceae. The record is from RefSeq and is a predicted model, not a curated record. The coding region runs from base 133 to 1272 and encodes 379 amino acids.